AUGCAGACAGUGACAGUACCAGCUAUCGGCAAACAUGUGACGAAUGAAGAGUUAGUAAAUCUGUUCGAAAGGUUUUGGCAAAUCGAAGACACGAAUAAAAAUGAUGUGGAGAUUACCGAGCCACUUUUAGAUGACCUGGAAAUGGAAUUUCAAGUGAACACAACGAUAAACUCAAACGGAAAAUAUGUUGUCAAGAUUCCUUUUACUAAGGAAUUCAGCAUGCUUGGUAAUUCUUAUGAACAAGCAUAUAGAAGACUAAUUACACUAGAGAAACGAUUACAUUUCAAUAAGAGCCUGCGAGUCGAAUACAAUAAAUUCAUGCAAGAAUACAUUGAUUUGGAACACAUGGUUUUGGUGAGCAAACAUGAAGAAAAGAACGUAGUUUAUUACAUACCACACUCGUGCGUAAUUAAACCAGACUCAAGUACAACCAAACUCAGGGUUGUUUUUGACGCCAGUGCUAAAACCUCAACGGGAAAAUCGCUCAACGAUCUUCAAGCGGUUGGUCCUGUAAUCCAGAGGGAUCAAUUUGACCUAGCCAUCGAGUUUCGCGGAGCCGAUGUAGUUCUGAGCGCGGAUGUAACGAAGAUGUAUCGACAGGUAAUGAUUGAAGAGACCCAAACUUGGGCACAAUGUAUAUUGUACCGAUUCAGCGAGAAUGAUGAAAUUCGCACAUAUAGACUGCUCACCGUGACUUACGGUGAAGCAUCCUCUUCUUAUCUGGCCUGUAGGGCUCUACAUGAAGUCGGUGAAGAAAUCAAGGAUAAGCACCCGAAAAUUGCAGAAGUAAUAAGGAAAUGUUUCUACGUAGACAACUUGAUGGUUGGGGCUGCAACCGUAGAAGAGCUGAAGGAAAUCAAAGAAGGUGUUACAAACGCUCUUGCGAAACGUGGCUUCCCACUUCGAAAAUGGGCAUCGAACAAAGAGGAGCUUCUAGAAGGUAUACCAUCUGAUGAUCUGGAGCAAACCGUUCAAAUAGGCGACAGAGAAACGAUAAAAACGCUAGGUAUCAACUGGGCACCUAGAAACGAUACAUUUUCGUUCAAACCCGAGGAAAAUCAAACGUUUUCGACUGUUUCUCUUACUAAAAGGCAAUUGGCUUCUGAGAUACUAAGGCUCUAUGAUCCAUUGGGUCUCAUCCAACCGAUUAUAAUAACAGCAAAAAUUCUGUUUCAACAGUUGUGGAGAUACAAACUGAAUUGGGACGACCUCAUUCCCGAAGAAAUGGCAUCAACAUGGUUCAAACUGAAAGCCGACUUGCCAGCACUAACUACAGUCGAAUUUCCCAGACAAGUACUUCCAAGCAAGCCUCACCAGUUAGAACUGCAUGGGUUUUGUGACGCGUCAACUAAAGCGUUCGGAGCGUGCAUAUACUUAUCACAUGUUGACAAGGAAGGCAAUAUAAGCACAAAUCUUUUGUGCUCUAAAUCUAGAGUUACGCCCAUAAAAGAAACUUCACUACCACGACUCGAACUUAAAGCCGCAGUGCUUCUCUCAGAACUAGCUCACAGAAUCAUAAACGUGUUUGAAAGCAGGAUCCAUUCAGAGUACUAUUGGAGUGAUUCUACAGUAACAUUAGCUUGGAUUAAAGGUCCAACAGAUCGUUGGAAACAAUAUGUGAGAAACCGAGUGAACAAAAUCCACGAACAUUCUAAGCCUGAACAAUGGCAACAUGUUUCUUCGGAAAAUAAUCCGGCAGACAUAAUAUCACGAGGUAUAUCUGUGAAAACAUUUAUUACCUCAAAGCAAAAGUUUUGGAUGUACGGUCCAAAAUACCUAAAAGAUAGAUAUGCAUGGCCCAACGAGGAGCACAAUUUCCAGACUGACGAAGAAGUCAACAGAGAAAGAAUCAUAAAUAUCGUACAGGUGAUAGCAACCGAGGAUUACUUGUUUCAGUACAAGCAUCAUAAUUCAUUCAUGAAGACGCAACGACACUUCGCAUGGUUAGGCCGAGCUGCUCUCAACUUCACAAGCAGAUCUAGAACUCUCAAAGAAAGAGGGAUAAUAAGGCAAGCACACACGGGUCCUCUCACAUCCGAUAAUCUUGAACGAGGCACACAAUUAAUUGUAACGACCAUGCAACGAUCGAUAUACCCUGACGAAUGGAAUACACUAGAAAAGGGUGGAUCACUGGAUCAAAGGGGACAUUUUCAACACGUUAUAUUGACAAUGAAAGAAGGAGUUAUUCACGUAUCGGGACGUUUGAGUCAGGCAAAUGUACUUCCCACAUGUAAAGAACCAAUGCUUUUACCAAGUAGACAUCCGUUCACUAGAACAUUGAUCCAGCACAUACACGAGAGGAGAUUUCAUACUGGGAUUGAAACUGUUGUAGCGGAGUUCAAACAAAGUUUUUGGAUGCGGAACCUACGGAGAAUCACACAAGGAGUUCUAAGUAGAUGCGUAAUCUGUGCCAAAAACAGACCUAAGCAACUGACCCAAAGAAUGGGCCAACUACCAUCAGCCAGAGUGAAUCCCUCACCCGCUUUCACACACACAGGAGUGGACCUCUGUGGUCCAUUCGAAGUUUUAUUGAACAGCAAAUCUCGUAUCAAAACUUUAGCCUACGUUUGCAUCUUUGUGUGCUUCUCAACAAAGGCGGUGCACUUGGAAGUGGUAGAAAACCAAUCCACAAGCGCGUUCAUUGCUGCUCUAUUGCGGUUCGUGUCGAUGAGAGGCACACCAGACGUUAUAUAUUCAGAUAACGGAAGAAACUUUAUAGGAGCCAGCAAAGAGCUUACGCAACUCAGAAGAAAGUACAACAAGAAAAUAGAGCAGGAUAAAAUUACAACUAUGGCUGGAGAAAAAGGAAUCAACUUCUCCUUUAUACCUCCCAGGAGUCCGAAUUUUGGUGGACUGUGGGAGUCAAAUAUAAAAAUUGCUAAGCGUCUUUUUAAGGGCGCAGCUAGAGGCGCUCAAUUCAACAUACUAGAAUUACAAACCGUAUUCUACCAGAUAGCAGCGAUCAUGAAUUCGCGCCCACUAACAGCAGUUGUGACAGAACCAGGAACGCCCGAGGCGUUAACACCCGGGCACUUCCUCAUAGGAAGACCAAUGACAGCAAUUCCCAUUUCAAUACAAGAAGAGGCUGACCCAAACUUUCAAGUCAGAUGGAAGAGGAUACAAAAUCAAACGGAGCAAUUCUGGACCCGAUGGAGGACCGAGUACCUUCACACUCUCCGCAAUUAUGCCAAGUGGAUCAAGGCCAAUCCGAGCAUCCAGGUGGGACAAAUAGUUCUAAUCGGCGAUGACAAUAUUCCGGUGUCAAAGUGGCCCAUCGGAAUUGUAAGAGAAGUUUUCGCGGGUCCCGAUAACAUCAUCAGGGUAGCCACAGUUAAGACCAGCUCUGGUACAUACAAGAGAAAUGUUCGGCUGCUGGCCCCAUUACCAAUAGACUACGAUAAUGAAUCAAAUCCCCAAGCCGGCAGUAUCAGCGAGAAUAACUCAUCACAGCCAAUAUCUGAAGUAUCAUUGCAGUCUAAAGAUUCCUUGCGAGAAGAAGUCGAAGAAGAUCCGCCCCCUAGAGCUGCAGAUACAAUUUGGGGCGACAGACUGCGCCCCAAGGGGGGGAGAAAAUGGAGUAAGUUAAAUUAA
Toxorhynchites rutilus septentrionalis is the source of this 3591-nucleotide messenger RNA. RefSeq lists its product as uncharacterized. Lineage: Eukaryota; Metazoa; Arthropoda; Insecta; Diptera; Culicidae. The record is from RefSeq and is a predicted model, not a curated record. Gene Ontology annotation, molecular function: nucleic acid binding. The transcript has a single exon. Bases 1 to 3591 code for a protein of 1196 amino acids. Gene Ontology annotation, biological process: DNA integration.